AUGCCGAAGAAGAUGGCGGAGAAGGAGGAGCAAGGCGGCGCAGGAGUAGUGGUGGUGGAUCCGACGCCGAGUAAGGGGUUCACUUCGAAGGCGGUGGAUUGGCUGGAGAAGCUGAUAGUGAAGUUGAUGCACGAUUCUUCACAGCCUCUCCACUACUUGUCUGGAAACUUCGCUCCGGUUCGCGACGAGACUCCGCCGUGCAAGAACCUUCCGGUCAUUGGGUAUCUUCCGGAGUGCCUGAAUGGAGAGUUUGUCAGGGUUGGCCCCAACCCUAAGUUUUCCCCUGUGGCUGGAUAUCAUUGGUUUGAUGGAGAUGGCAUGAUUCAUGGUUUGCACAUCAAAGAUGGAAAAGCUACAUAUGUCUCACGUUAUGUUAGGACAUCACGUCUUAAACAAGAAGAGUAUUUUGGAGGAGCAAAAUUCAUGAGGAUUGGUGAUCUUAAGGGCCUGUUUGGAUUGCUUAUGGUUAACAUGCAAAUGCUGAGAGCAAAAUUGAAAAUAUUGGAUGUUUCAUAUGGAACUGGGACAGGUAAUACAGCUCUAGUGUAUCACCAUGGUAAGCUUUUGGCACUUUCGGAGGCUGAUAAACCUUAUGUCCUAAAAGUUUUGGAAGAUGGAGAUCUGCAAACCCUGGGCAUGCUGGAUUAUGAUAAGAGAUUGACCCAUUCCUUCACUGCUCAUCCAAAGGUUGACCCCUUCACUGGUGAAAUGUUUAGCUUUGGCUAUUCACAUACACCUCCUUAUAUUACAUACAGAGUUAUCUCGAAGGAUGGUUUCAUGCAUGAGCCAGUGCCGAUAACAAUUUCAGAUCCUAUCAUGAUGCAUGAUUUUGCCAUUACCGAGAAUUAUGCAAUUUUCAUGGAUCUUCCUUUGUAUUUCAGACCAAAGGAAAUGGUGAAAGAAAAAAAGCUAAUAUUCACAUUUGAUGCAACAAAAAAGGCUCGUUUUGGUGUACUUCCUCGAUAUGCAAAGAAUGAGCUCCACAUUAAAUGGUUUGAGCUUCCAAAUUGCUUCAUAUUCCACAAUGCCAAUGCUUGGGAGGAGGAGGACGAAGUUGUUUUAAUCACCUGCCGCCUUGAAAAUCCAGAUUUAGACCUGGUUGGUGGGGAUGUUAAAGAAAAGCUUGAAAAUUUUGGAAAUGAGCUGUAUGAGAUGAGAUUCAACAUGAAAACGGGUAUUGCGUCACAGAGAAAACUAUCAGCAUCUUCUGUGGAUUUUCCAAGGGUGAAUGAGAGCUACACUGGCAGGAAACAACGAUAUGUAUAUGGAACCAUACUGGACAGCAUAGCCAAGGUGACGGGCAUUAUCAAGUUUGAUCUGCAUGCUGAACCCGACACCGGAAAAUCAAAGCUUGAAGUUGGAGGGAACGUUCAAGGCAUUUUUGACUUGGGGGUCGGUAGAUUUGGUUCAGAAGCUGUCUUUGUCCCUCGUGAGCCUGGUAUCACCUCUGAAGAAGAUGAUGGCUACUUGAUAUUCUUCAUCCAUGACGAGAAAACUGGAAAAUCAUAUGUGAAUGUAAUCGAUGCAAAAACGAUGUCGCCCGAUCCAAUUGCCAUUGUUGAACUACCCAAUAGAGUUCCAUACGGUUUUCAUGCCUUCUUUGUCACAGAGGAGCAACUCAAAGAACAAGCAAAACUUUGA
Vitis vinifera (wine grape) is the source of this 1641-nucleotide messenger RNA. It is a transcript of the gene CCD1, whose product is annotated as 9,10[9',10']carotenoid cleavage dioxygenase. Gene Ontology annotation, cellular component: chloroplast stroma. The record is from RefSeq and is marked provisional. The transcript has 14 exons. NCBI's taxonomy places the organism in Eukaryota, Viridiplantae, Streptophyta, Magnoliopsida, Vitales, Vitaceae. Gene Ontology annotation, biological process: carotene catabolic process. The coding region runs from base 1 to 1641 and encodes 546 amino acids. Gene Ontology annotation, molecular function: carotenoid dioxygenase activity.